Talaromyces marneffei is the source of this 1206-nucleotide messenger RNA. RefSeq lists its product as uncharacterized. Gene Ontology annotation, molecular function: FMN binding; oxidoreductase activity. The transcript is spliced from 5 exons. NCBI's taxonomy places the organism in Eukaryota, Fungi, Ascomycota, Eurotiomycetes, Eurotiales, Trichocomaceae. Bases 1 to 1206 code for a protein of 401 amino acids. The record is from RefSeq and is a predicted model, not a curated record.
AUGCCUGAAAACUACGGCCAAUAUCAACAAUCUAUCUAUUCCAAUGGAAUGUUCUCCGGCGGCCGCCAGGUCAUCACAACCGACCCGCGCCAACUGGAAGAACAAGCGCGGAAUGUUAUGAGUCUACGGUCAUUCAGUUACAUAGCUGGCGGAGCUGGAGAGAAGGCGACCAUGGAUAGCAAUCGGUUAGCAUUUCGUCAGUGGAAGUUAAUAUCAAAGAUGUUGAAAUCGACUGAGGUGGAUACCUCCAUUGAACUAUUUGGGGAGAAGUACCCCCAUCCAAUCCUCAUGGCCCCCGUCGGAGUACAAGCUCUAGCCCAUCGAGACAAAGAAACAGGUCUUGCCCAGGCAUGCGCUGAAGUCGAUGUUCCGUAUAUCUUGAGCACAGCUUCCGGCUCAUCAUUUGAGGACGUAGCAGCUAGUUGUGGAGAUGGCGCAAAAUGGUACCAGUUGUAUUGGCCAAUUGAUAAUGAUAUCACAGUCUCUUUACUGAAAAGGGCAAAGGCGAAUGGUUAUAAAGCUCUAGUAGUGACUUUGGAUACCUGGACUCUGGCGUGGCGCCCCGCAGAUCUCGACACAGGAUAUCUCCCAUUCCUAGCUGGUAUUGGAACAGAAUUCGGUCUGACAGACCCCGUAUUCCGUGCCAAGUUUGAAGCAGAGACCGGAUCAAAAGUCGAAGAUGAGCCUCUUGGUGCUGCGAGAGCAUGGCUACAGGGCAUAUUCGGUGCAAACCAUAGCUGGGAGGAUGUCGCCUUUUUACGGAAGAAUUGGGAUGGACCACUUAUUCUCAAGGGUAUCCAACAUGUGGACGACGCGAGGACAGCCUUGAAAUAUGACUGUGACGGCAUUGUGGUAUCGAACCAUGGAGGCCGACAGCUAGAUGGAGCAAUCGGCUCCCUCGAAGUCCUACCUGAAAUUGUCGAAGCAGUUGGCAAAGACAUGACCGUCUUAUUCGACUCGGGCAUUCGUACAGGUGCGGAUAUUGUCAAAGCCAUUGCGCUCGGCGCAAAAGCGGUAUUCGUUGGUAGACCAGUGAUGUACGGAUACGGCAUCAAUGGGAAGGAAGGCGCAAAAGAAGUCCUUCAAGGCUUACUGGCCGAUUUUUACCUCAGUAUGGCUAUUGCAGGGAUCCCGUCGAUUGCCGAUUGUCGCCGGGAAGUGCUUAGGAGGGUGCAGUAUGGUGGUGAUCUGAAGGCUUCUUUGUAG